AUGACUUCUGAUGUACGAAAUUUCUCUUGCUCAAACAACCCACAGAACCCCAUUGCAAAUCAUCGAACCAGCAUACCUCCGGAGUUGAAAACGAUUUCAAGAUUAAAUACAAGUGGCAACUCAUUUGUAUCCAGUACAGAAGAUCAACUACGUACUCAUCAACAAACCUUAGAACACUGGCUUUUGAAUGCUGUGAUCCAUACAUUUGCUAAAUUCUCAUCAAGUCAUAAGUCAUUGGAAUUAUUGACUAAAUUUAUUGGCCUUCCUACAUCACUUGCUUGCGCACUGAGUUAUUAUAUUCCAGAAAGUUUAAAAGCUUUAUCAACUGACGGUAAAUUAAAUCAAGUUUACUUAGAUCAUUAUUUAUCAUUGCUCAAUUUAUUGGAAACAAAUACACUUAAUAUUGAUACAAUCAAUUCUAAUUUUCAACAUGAUCUAUUCAAAGAUGAUAUUGAAAAUGUUCAAUAUAUUCAUAAUUUAAUUCAACAAUUAUUUAAAACAAAUGAAUUAUUGGAUGAAUUCAAUGCAUUAUUUACAUCUAUUACACAAUUAUUAAAUCUUUAUCUUAAAAAAUCUUCAAAUGAAAGAAUUGGAUUUGAAAAAUAUGAUGAUUUAUGUCUUGUGAUUAAUAUUUAUCAAUUGAUUUAUAACAUAUCUACUAAUACUAUUGUUACUAAUAGUAGUCAUUGUUAUCAUUCUAAUUCAACUAUCAUCUCAUCUAGUACUGGUGUCAACGUUGCUAUUACUACUAGUGGAUUAACAUUAACAACAAAUCCUAUUCAAAGUGAUAUUGUACAAUCAAAUUAUAAUUCAAAAAUACAAAACGGAGUUUUACGCAAUUUAGUUCGUGCAUCUGGCACUGUUGCUAAACCUGCAAUACCAGCCCAUCCAAGCAAUCAACCUAUUCCUGUUGUAAAUCAAUCUACUGUAG
Messenger RNA from Schistosoma guineensis, 931 nucleotides. The record is from the annotation of a GenBank genome assembly. Lineage: Eukaryota; Metazoa; Platyhelminthes; Trematoda; Strigeidida; Schistosomatidae.